Galleria mellonella (greater wax moth) is the source of this 2975-nucleotide messenger RNA. RefSeq names its product solute carrier family 25 member 36 (gene Rim2). NCBI's taxonomy places the organism in Eukaryota, Metazoa, Arthropoda, Insecta, Lepidoptera, Pyralidae. The record is from RefSeq and is a predicted model, not a curated record. Gene Ontology annotation, cellular component: mitochondrion; mitochondrial membrane. The transcript has 8 exons. Gene Ontology annotation, biological process: mitochondrial transport; pyrimidine nucleotide import into mitochondrion. Gene Ontology annotation, molecular function: pyrimidine nucleotide transmembrane transporter activity. Bases 311 to 1405 code for a protein of 364 amino acids.
UAAGUAGACAAUAUAGUACGCAAAUGAUUAUAACUGUGUGUGUAAAUUGUUACGAGACUUCGACCGUUUGAGUUGUGUUGUGACUGCUCACCGAUAUUAAUUUUCAAUGCGAUUUUAAUUUAUAGUUAUUAUUAAUAAUACACUACUUAAUCUUAUUAAUUAUUAUUUGAAUACUUCGUGAUAACAUAAUUGUAUCUGGAAAUUAACUUUAAUGUUUUGAUCAGUGCUAUAAAAAGUGGUGGUGCAUUUGUUUAUUUAUAGACAGUCGCAAUUUGCAGUCAUGUAAUUAUUCUGUUCCUUUGGCCGUAAAAUGUCUCAGAAGGAUACAGCGAUACAUCUAGUUGCCGGCGGGGUGGCAGGAACAGCGGGAGCUGUUGUAACAUGUCCAUUAGAGGUUGUGAAGACUAGACUACAGUCAUCGAAGGGUGUCGGGGUACCACCAUCACAGCCGCCACCCUCCGAUAGUGCUACACAUGCUAGAAAAGUCUGUUCUAAAAUUCCAAAACACCAGGAGGCCAAAUGGGGCUACAGACGUACAAUGGGCGCAAUGUUCGCGUACAGCAAGCAAGCAGAUCGUAUGCUGAUGUCGUACAAUUGUCAGGUUCAGCAGUACGCGAGGGCUGGCCACGCCAGGACCAUCAACAGGAUGAGCCUCAUACAGUGCAUAAGGCAUAUCGUCCAAACUGAGGGCACUAAGGCGCUAUUCAAGGGCUUAGGACCAAAUAUAGUGGGCGUCGCACCGUCCAGAGCUAUAUAUUUUUGCACAUACUCGCAAGCAAAGGCCAUAUUAAAUCAACAUAUAGCACCUGAUACGCCCAUUGUACAUCUCUCCGCAGCCAGUGCUGCAGGGUUCGUAUCGUGCACAAUGACUAAUCCAAUAUGGUUUGUGAAGACUCGGCUACAAUUGGACGGGCAGAAUAUGUCAGCUUUGCAAUGUAUUAAGAGGAUAUAUCACAAAACGGGCAUAAGAGGCUUCUAUAAGGGUAUCACUGCGUCGUAUAUGGGCAUAAGUGAGACUGUAGUACACUUCGUACUCUACGAGGGUGUGAAGGCAAGACUAAUAGCGGCCAGGAGUGUAGACGGUGUGCCGAACGACCAGCGCUCACCAAGGGACUUCAUCGAGUUCAUGGGAGCCGGUGCCUUCUCGAAGACGGUCGCAUCCUGUAUUGCAUAUCCACAUGAGGUAGCAAGGACACGGUUGAGAGAAGAAGGUGACAAAUAUCGAAAAUUCUGGGAGACAUUGCACACAGUUUGGAAGGAGGAAGGGUACCGUGGAGUAUAUAGGGGCUUAGGCACUCAAUUGGUUCGUCAAAUACCGAACACAGCGAUCAUGAUGUCAACAUACGAAGCGGUGGUGUAUCUGCUAACGACGCAUUUCAACAGUUCCUUCUACGAGAACACCUAGCAAUCGACUGAAGCCGCGUAGGUCCCAGUGCGACGUAAUGCCUGAACCCCGUAGUCUAGAAGUUUGCAACUGAAAAUCGAGAGCCAACUCUUUGAUGAUGCAUGUGAAAAGAAGUAGUAUCGGCUCGAUUUAUUUUAUAAUUAUCCUCGAACAUUAUAGAGUUUUUCGCUUUACUAGUAAACGUUGUGCCACGUCAUGUGACUGAUUUAAGAUUAGUGUUUGUUAUAAUUUUACGGUCUCGAGGUAGCAUAGACAUCUCGAAAUAUCUAAUGGUUAAUAGAACUUCAUAGUGUGUUAAGAUGGAAGCAGUACUUAAUAAAUGUACGUAAUUUAAUCAUAGAUAUUUUUCUUUUUUCAAUUGAUAAACAUGUUUCAAUACAAAAAUAUAUUCUGGCUCGCUAGUGGUAGCAUUACAGAUGUGGCUUUUCGUUUGGUACAUUAACUUAAUGCGUAAAUACUCGCAAACCAAUAUGAUCGCGACAUUGAUUGCAUCUUUCACUUUAUUCCGUUUGUCAAAAUGGACAACAGUGUACAGGGCCUAGAUAGCGCUAUCUUAUCAUUGGCAUCAUGAUUAAUAGAAACCACGAAGAACUGCAUAUGUAAUUAAAAUAUUUCUUCUCUUUUGUUUGCACGAAUAUAAUCUGUAUUUAGUAUUGAAAUAUGUUUAUAAAUAUUUAUAAUUUGCAAUUGAGACUGUAAAGUAAUUCUAACAACAAACUACAAUGCCUUUCUUUUAAUUAAAAAUAGAAGGCUGUUUUUCCUAAUAAUGCUCCAAAUAGUGACACCCGAAAAACCAUUGUAGUCAUAGUUCUAGUCUCACAUUCAAUAUAUUAUAAACAAUUGUCAUUUUAAUUAUUGGUUUAUUAAAAUACUAUUUUAUUGUUUUAAAAGUCACAUUAAUUAAUAUUACAAUGUUAGAAUAAAAUAAUGUAACUUCCAGUCAGACCUACAAAAAUUAAUUUAUCAAGUAACUUCAGAAACUAAAUGUUUAAAAAAAAAGCUUUAUUUAAACAUUUGAUUUCUCAAGAUAUAAUUUUGGUAUUUGUAGUAAAGUUGGUACAUGUUUAAAAAAAAUAUUUUUUGUUUUCUCACAGACUUUUAAAUUGUGUGAGCUUUUGUGGCCAUAAUUAUUUGUUCAACAUACUAUAAACUGUUGCUCAGUUUACUCGUUGUUCAAUAUCGUGUUAUACUUAUUAUUCCAGUCCUUUAGCGCACAUAGAAUGUUGUAAGCUGUGAUAUAGUACUUGUAAAUAUUAGUUUGGUGAUGAUAAUAUUAAAACACGUGCACACAUUUAUAGCUCUUAAUGUCAUUACACACAAUAGGGGAAAGUAUUAUUUCUCUCGUUUUUUAUAUUCAGUCGAUAUUUUUUUUUUAAGUCAAAAACAAAAUGCAACAAAUGAUGUAAUUGAAAUUGUUAAUGUUGUAGAAUCAAGUAGAAAAUUGAUUACAAAUUGUGCAUAAUAAAUAUAACUCUACAGAUUUAUAAAUUGUUAAAAUAUUUUUAAGGUCAAAUGUAGACUGAGUAUAAAAUACUAUUAAUUUUGUUUAAUCAAUAAAUGGUCAAAAUUA